This is a messenger RNA of Diachasma alloeum, 1715 nucleotides long. It is a transcript of the gene SerRS-m, whose product is annotated as serine--tRNA ligase, chloroplastic/mitochondrial. The record is from RefSeq and is a predicted model, not a curated record. Bases 312 to 1586 code for a protein of 424 amino acids. Gene Ontology annotation, biological process: mitochondrial seryl-tRNA aminoacylation. The transcript is spliced from 5 exons. Lineage: Eukaryota; Metazoa; Arthropoda; Insecta; Hymenoptera; Braconidae. Gene Ontology annotation, molecular function: ATP binding; serine-tRNA ligase activity; tRNA binding. Gene Ontology annotation, cellular component: mitochondrion.
UCGAGAUUUCUUUUUAAAAGGGUCAUUGUAAAGUCACUCGAUCUGUGUUAAAAAUAGAAAAACAAUGCAGCUUUUAGAAUAAAAAAUUUUCAAUUCGACACAUAAAUUCUUGCAAGAAAAGAAAUGAUAUACUCACAGCGAUCGAUUGUUGAGGUAUUUAAAACCCAAAGUAAUCCUCGAGCCAUCAGAAUUAUUUUCACAUUGUCGGGCUAAAUUGAAUGUCAAACUUUGGUUAGGUUCACGUUAUAUAGUUCGUAUGCAUGGUAUGCAGUACACACUUGGCGUAAUAGUUGGAAAUAAUUAUUGAUAACAUGGCCUUUAAGAGGAAUUUAAUGCAUUUCGUGCGUAAUAGAAAAGAGCCGCGUAUAAUAUCAUCAUCCAAGCUCAGUAUACCGGAGACAAAUUUCAACACUGACUUAUUGUGCGAUUCAAAGAAUCGUGAAGCUAUUGCAAUGAAUAUAAAAUGUAGAAAGGGUAUUGGUGAUGUGGAUAAAAUUUUGCAACUCUCCACGAAUAAUUCCACAGUUGACAAAAUGGAAAGAACAAUUGAGUUGGCUAAAGAGCUCAAUAAAAUACCAAAUUUUACAUUUCCAAAGGUAUUGGAGUAUGGAAACGAAGGCAAAAUUAUAAAAGAAUGUACAAAGUAUUCGACAAGGCAUGAUUUCAAACAAAAAACAUUUAUUGAAUUGGCAAAAUCAUUGAAAUUAUUACGAAUGGAAGAUUUGGGCCCAAUAGCUGGAGAUAAAAGUUACAUAUUAUUGGGAGAUGUUGCUCAAUUGGAGGAAGCUUUGAUUCAAUACAGCAUUCGCAGACUUAUGCAUAAUGGUUUUAAAUUAAUAUCAGUGCCAGAUGUAUUACCAACACAAGUCAUUGAAAAAUGUGGCAUGAUUGUGGAUGGUGAACGAACUCUUAUUUAUUCACUCGAUGACUUGUAUGGAGAUGAUCUCAGUUUGUCGGGAACAGCUGAAAUGGCCUUGGCAACAAAACUCAUCAAUUCAAAUAUUGACUUUGAAAACAACUUACCCCUCAAAUUGGCGGCAGUUAGCCGCUGCUUCAGAGCCGAAAUAUCAAAUUCUGCUGAAGAACAGGGAAUUUAUAGGGUUCAUCAAUUUACCAAAGUGGAGAUGUUUGCCUGCACAAAAGAAUGUGAAUCAGAUAAUAUUUUCAAAGAGCUGACUGAAAUUCAGGAACGACUGUUCACAGAAUUGGAAUUGCCUUUCAAAAUAAUAGACAUGCCAUCUCACGAUUUGGGCGCUCCAGCCUAUAGAAAAUUCGAUAUUGAAGGCUGGUUACCAGGCCGGGAAGCUUUUGGUGAAUUAUCGAGUUGCAGUAACUGUACGGAUUAUCAAUCAAGGAGACUUAAUAUUAAAUAUAGAACUGUAAAUGGUGAAUCUAAAUAUGUUCAUACGUUGAAUGGAACAGCGUGCGCUAUACCUCGUACUAUAAUUGCCAUUUGUGAAAAUUUUCAAACUAAAGAUGGUAAGAUACAAAUUCCCGAGAAACUUGUACCCUUUAUGAAUGGAAAAAAUGUUAUUGAGAAGCAAAAGAUUGCUGAUAUGAGAGAUUAUAAAUAUAAAUGCAACUAGUAAUAAAAAAUUGAAUUGUUGCCAAUGAAAAUAAUGACUCAAAGAAACACACAUUGAGUGAGCGCAUUUUAAACAGUUUAUAUCUGUAUAUAUUUUGUAGCCGAGUUUAUAAAAGUAUAGCACAAAAUA